Bombus pascuorum is the source of this 2149-nucleotide messenger RNA. It is a transcript of the gene Taf5, whose product is annotated as transcription initiation factor TFIID subunit 5. Bases 121 to 2079 code for a protein of 652 amino acids. The transcript has 11 exons. The record is from RefSeq and is a predicted model, not a curated record. Gene Ontology annotation, molecular function: RNA polymerase II general transcription initiation factor activity; protein binding. Gene Ontology annotation, biological process: transcription initiation at RNA polymerase II promoter. Gene Ontology annotation, cellular component: transcription factor TFIID complex. Lineage: Eukaryota; Metazoa; Arthropoda; Insecta; Hymenoptera; Apidae.
AGUGACUAAUGUUCAUACGCGCCUACAUGCGCGUACGAGUAGUAUAGUGGGUGUUUCUUCCUUGCAUAAUUCGUACAUCAACAAGUAUUGUGAUUUAUUGACAUAAAAAUUCGGAUAAAAAUGGAUAAUGAUAAAAGUACUAUGCUGGCAGUUCUGCAGCUACUUAGAAAAUAUAAUUUGAAGGGAACAGAGGAAUUAUUUAAAAAAGAAGCAAAUUUGAUAGACAUUUCUCCAGAUGAAGCUCAACAAACUGAUUCUGAGGUGAACAGUGUUCUUUCUGCCUACAAAAGUGAGGGAGAUCCUGUUUUAUAUGAGAAAGCAUAUAGCGAACUAAAAAAAUUUGUAGAAGGAUCUUUAGAUAUAUAUAAGCAUGAAUUAGGUACAAUUCUAUAUCCAGUUUUGGUACAUAUGUACCUUGAAUUGGUUUACAAUAAUCAUUCUGAAGAAGCAAAGCAAUUACUGGAAAGAUUUGGUGGAAAUUUAGAGGAAUAUUAUCAAAAUGACUUGAAAAGAUUGUCCAAUGUCACAAAACGUGAACAAAUGGCUGGAAAUGAAUUGACCGAUACUUUCAAAUCUAAUCAAUUCAUAAUCAGAAUGUCGAGGGAUACACUCUCUAUAUUAAAAAGACAUUUGCAAGAGAAGAAACACUGCGUGUUGUUAAAUAUUAUACAAGAGCAUCUUUAUUUUGAUAUGUACGAAGGAGUAGCUAGGAACAAACAGCAAAUUGAUGCCACAUCAGGUGCAAUGGUUGGUGAAGCAACAAGACAAGACAAUAAGGCGAAAGUAUAUUAUGGACUUUUGAAGGAACCAGACAUUCAAUGUAUGCCCCCAACCGAAGAAGAAGAGGAUGAUACAGGUGGUAUAGAUGGAGAUAAACCAAAAAAGAAGAAAGCUAAAAAGGAUCCAUUGUUUUCUAAAAAAACUAAAUCGGAUCCAAAUGCACCACCUGUUGGUAGAAUGCCUUUGCCCAACUUAAAAGAUGCGGACAAGUUGGAAAAAGGAAAAGCAUUAAGGGAAGCGUCGAAACGCGUCGUACUUGGUCCUGAUACUUUGCCAUCUAUAUGCUUUUAUACGCUAUUGAAUGCGGUACAUAGUGUGACAGCAGCUGAAGUAGCAGAAGAUUCGAGUUUGCUGGCCAUCGGAUUUAGUGACUCUUGUAUAAAGGUCUGGAGUCUGGUUCCACAAAAAUUAAGACUGAUGAAGACAGGAGAACAAUUACAGGACAUAGAUAGAGAAGCAGACGACGUACUAGUAAGAAUGAUGGACGAUCGUACAGCAGAAACAUCGAGAUCGUUAUUCGGACACAAUGGUCCUGUAUACAGUCUAUCAUUUAGUCCAGACAGAAAUCUCCUCCUUUCGUCAUCCGAAGACAGUACAGUGAGGCUGUGGUCUCUGCAUACAUGGACGUGUGUAGUAUGCUACAAAGGACACUUAUUCCCAGUAUGGUGUGUAAAAUUUUCGCCUCAUGGUUAUUAUUUCGCAACUUCCUCUCACGACAAAACCGCCAGACUCUGGGCAACUGAUUCUCAUCAACCACUUCGAAUAUUUUCCGGCCACUAUUCAGACAUAGAUGUAGUACAGUUCCAUCCGAAUUCAAACUACGUAGCAACCGGUUCCAGCGACAUGACAGUAAGAUUAUGGGACUGCGUAAACGGCAGCCAAGUCAGGUUAAUGACAGGACACAAAGCUCCGAUUUAUUCCCUUGCCUUCUCCGCGGAAGGGCGAUUUCUGGCUUCAGCCGGUGCUGAUCACCGUGUUUUAGUUUGGGAUUUAGCACAUGGUCAUCUUGUCGCUGCCUUAUCGAGUCAUUCGGGUACUAUUCAUUGCUUGUCAUUUAGUAGAGAUGGGAAUAUUCUAGUCUCAGGAUCGUUAGAUUGUACGAUCAAGUUGUGGGAUUUUACAAAACUCGCCGAUGAAAUGAGUUUGGAGGAUGUAAAUGUUUCACACAAUCCCGAUGUAAAAACGAAUACAGAAUCUUAUCUCCUCCGAACUUUCGCGACAAAAAACACUCCUGUGUUAGCGCUACAUUUCUCGCGAAGAAAUUUACUCUUAAGCGUCGGUAUGUUCGAUUCAACUUAGCAAACAUAAAUGUCUUUCAACGAAUUUUAUCAUUGCCGAUGGCAUGUGAUGGCUACGAAUGUUUAUUAAU